UUUCAAUAUUUUCACUUUUUUAAUUUUUUUCAUUUAUUUUUUUCAAAUGUGAAGAUUUUUUUCAAUUAUCACUCAGUUUUACAUCUACACAUUUUUUUCCUGUACAAUAUUUCAAACUAAUCUUAAUGCCAGUAAAUUCACUGAAUAUGCCAACUAAUCCUCAGUAAACUCACCCUAAAUGUGUACCAAUUUCUCAUUUAAUGUGUACCAAAAUAUUAUUAAAUUUGUGUAAAGUAGUGUAAAAUGUGUAAAUUAGUGUAAAUUAUUGAUAAAUGUGUAAGAUAGAGUUGAUAGAUGUGUAAAAUAGAGUUGACAGAUGGACUGUAAAUUGAGUUCGAAAAUUUUACCUACGAGGCUGUUUCAAACUUCUUCAUUCUCUGACGUGACUCUUGAGAAAUCACUCACUAAGCCUCAAAUCUCAUACUCUAACACCAGAAAUGUGUUGAGUGGUAAUUUGGAGGACUUGUUAUACGUUGACGAGUUGAGUGAUGAGGAGGCUGUGGUAUGUCUUUUACGCAGAUUUCUGCGCCAAAAAUACUUCACUUACUUCGGUAAGGUUCUUUUCUUCCUUCUGCCAGAUCGGAGUGUAAUACCUGGUGGUGUACAUUCGGCGGAUGUUUUGUCCAAUCCAGCCCAAUUUCUAUACUCUGAGUCACAUGAGUGUCAUUUGUUCUCAUUUUUAAAACAGCUUUUUACCAAUUUUAUGACUCCUGGUGGGGGUGUGAGUGUAUUUUUCUAUGGCCAAAAUGGACAGUUUUCAAUGAAUAAGUCGCUGUUAUUUCUCCUACAAAUGGCUCAAACACGAGGAGUCAGAGGAGCUGGAGAGCUGUUUGGGAGAAUUUGUGACGUGUUAAAGCUGUUGGAAAGUUGGUCAGACUACACCAAUGACUUGGGAAAUUCCAGUCAGAUGACAAUUUAUAAGAUUAACUUUACUGAAAACGGGUUAAAUUCGGUUAAUUUUAUCCCCAAUUUCGCUUCGGACUUUUCAACAGUGGUAUUAUCUGGAGGAUUUCCGGGUAAUUUGAGAUUUCCCGGUAAUUGGCGAUUUCCCUCAAUUUUCUAUGGUCUUUUGUACUCCAUGUUGAAGGGGAAGAACUUACAUUGGAUCACACAGACACUCACCACACAACAUGUCAAACAGUUGUUAAAUUCAAUUCCUAAACAUCAAACUCAAGAUCCUUUUCGUCAUAUUCACUCUUUCUCCCAAGUAAUGGAGAUGCUGAUGAGGAUUGGAUUAACGGUGGAUGAAACGAGAGAAAUUAAUAAAGUACUAAUUUCCAUAGUAUUAUUCCACCAGAUGGCCAAAACUGACACUGCUAACUCGUUAACUGAGUGGAUUGAAUUACUAUGUGACGUGUUGGAGAUUGGGCUGAUGAAGGAGUUGAAUGUGAAUCUCAAGUCUAACGACAUUGUGUUUAAAGCCGAGCUUAAAAAGAACUUAAGUCCACAGCUGUUUAGCACAGUUCCGUCAGCUCUAUACUUGAGGAUAAAACACCUUUUAUACACUAAAAUUAACCAAUUUCUCAUACUCACGGGGGGUCCGGGCACUGUAAACCCUAUCACCAGGAGUAUUCUAAUGUGUAACAGUACUGUGGAACACGCUGGAUCGGAGGAUAAUUUCAGCUCCCGUGUGUCUGAGGAGCUGUUUUUGAAUCUUUUUUAUCAGCUGGUUGAAAAGACUCUUGACUCUUCAAUCCCCUCGGAAAUUGCCCAAAAAAACAAGUUAAUAGUACAAAAUCUCACAGGACCCACGGGAAUACUCACACAAUUAACAGCACACGCUAUUAAAUUAUAUAACCAACAGGACACAGAACAUAAUAUCAACUCCUCAACACUCCACAGUCUCGGUCUGCACCAUGAAAUUGACGAUAUAAUCAAUCUAGAAUCCAAAUUACACACAAUUAAUCCAAUAUUGAGGAAGUUGUUGAAAUAUUCGAAAAAUCAAGUGUUAAACUUUGUAUUAUUUACUAAUAAUUCGUUGCAUCACAUUAUUACGCAACCAGCUCUCGCACUAUCAUUUCACUCCCAACUUCAAUCCAACGAGGCUGUGGAUUGGUAUUUCAUUUGCUGUGACACUGUAAAAGAUUUGGAGUUUGAUGAAUCUGUGGAUAAAUUACUCAAUUUCUAUACUAACCACAUUCCCAUCCUCGACAUAUGUAACAUGCAGAGGAGUGGGAACAUGGCGUCAUAUGAGUUGGAGCAGUAUUGUUCAUACUAUUUUUCACUACUAUACACUCUUACAAAUGCUAAUUUUCAUGCAAAUCUUAAACUUUUAAACGCUGAACAGUCGGUCAGACUGCUGUUCAAAUUAUUGUCAGUGGGUGAUGCCAUGUACAAAAUUGAGGGAAAUAUCCUAACAAUCAAGAGAACACUGCAAGUUAAAAUGCUAUCGCUACUGAAUGAUUAUGUUAAAAAAAAUUUGAAAGUAGCAGUUACCUUACAAAAUUGGUACAAAUCCAGGAGAAACACAGGGAUUAAAAGAGGUUUGGUUAAUAAAAUCACUCGCCUACAAUCCUUAAUUCGCAUGAAUUUAAUCAAGAAAAACAUCAAACUACAAAAUCAAGCCAAAAUCAUCACCAAUCAACUCAUCAGUACGUGUGUGUUGCGGUGUUAUGUGUAUAAGUGGUUGUGUGAUUGUGACAGUAAGACUUUGGACUUGUUGAGGCCUGAGGAGAAGCGAUUUCACGAGUUGGAGUUUGAGUACUUGCAAAAUGCUGCUGCUAAAUACAUCCAGGCGGUAUGGCGCGGAGCAAUAAUACGUAAAAAAUACUCCACGUUCAGAAAACAAAGAUUCGAGGAUUUCGCGCUAACUCUUGUACAGAGUUUUAUCCGCCGGAUACUCUCGUGUUACGAGUUGCUAAAUGUCAGAAAUGUGAAGUACACAAGCUGUGUCAUGAUCCAGUCUUAUUUCCGCGGGUACCUAACGCGCAAAAGGUAUCACAAGUUACAAUCACUCAAGCUUAUAUUAUUACCUGUUCUACUAAAGGGUACGCGAAUUUGUGGUAUGAAUGAGCAGGUAAACUUUAUAAAACUGUACAAGGACCACAAUUCCAUGUCACUACAGAUGAAAAGGUUAAUUUCAGUCCAGACUAAUUUGCCUUUUGGGUUUCUGAAGGUGCAAAAUCUCGUCCGCAUGCAUUUUAUAAGGAAACAGUUUAUCACCUUGAAACGUACUUUGGAACUGGUUUACUCAGUUGCCAUGACUAAAUGCGCCAGAAUUGAAUACUUGGAAAAGGUUAAAUCGGCAGUUAAAAUACAACGCUGGUGGAGACUAAUUCCCAAAGAUUCCAUUCCCAGGCUCAGCACAGGUUCCCUUUACUACCUAAACCUGAGGGAAAAAAAUACCGUCAGAUUACUCAGUAGCGAGUUGGCAGAGUUGGGAACAGUGAUUUACAGCUGUAACGUGACUGCAGAUGUCAGAAGAGUUUAUUUGAAUACGUGGGCGAUGGUGCCGCUGACACUGAUUAAAGCCCUAAGGCUAAUGCAAAAAUCAGCCACAGACUUAAAUUACACACAAAUGAGACCCAUAGAAUCAAUCCAAUUCGCCAUCGGUGCCUCACACUCACUCAUACUCAUCCAAACACAAAACGGUUCGUGUGUGUAUAGUUGGGGUUGGAAUGACAAGGGCCAACUGGGCAGGAAAUCGUUAUACCCACUCAAAUCCUCCGAUAAUGACUUUCUCAUCACUAAUCCUCUACAAUUCCAUAACUCCUCUGCAACAUUUAAUACUAUGGAAACAUUUAAUACUGUAGGAAAUAGUGUGGAAACACUGAAUACUAUGGGAAAUACUGUGGAAAACACUAUGGAAAACAGUGUGGAACCAGUGAAAGCGGUGGGAAAUGGUGAGUUGGAGGACUACCCACUAUACUCCGUGAUGGAGGAAAAUGUGUUGAUAGUGUCGAUAGUGUGUGGAGAUGAUUAUUCAUUGGCGUUGAGUGAUGUUGGAGUGUUGUACAGUUGGGGUGACAACAGUGUUGGCCAGUGUGGGCUGGGUCCGAGAUAUCUUAAAAUCUACCAGCCGGCAAAGUUGGACUUAGUUGGCGUCACAUCAAUUUGUGCCGCCAGUUAUCACAGCGUCGUAGUGGCAAAUGAGGAGUUUUACACCUUUGGAAAGGCGUUUGGACGUGAUAUUUUCAGACCCGUACCACUCAGAAAAUUGGUAAAUUUACAUAACCAAACGAUUAAAAAUGCCAUUUGCGCAGGGAAUCUCACACUCUUUUACACCAAACAAAUGGAUUACGUUCUACACAUACAUAAUAACCAAGUGAGUAAUUCAAAGAACAAACACAUUUCGAGCACUUCUAACACUACUAAUUCUAACACUGUAAACCCUGUGAACGGUGUGAUGUAUAGUUACCCUGGGAGUAUAGUGUGUUUGAGUACGAAUGGGAGGAUAAUUUGUGGUAUGAUAGAAGUUAAAGAUGAGUUAAAAGUGUACUUGAUGGGUUACGUAAGAUGUAUCCCUAUGGAGAAGUCAGUGGGUACAAAAACCUUAUUUGUAGGCGCUUUUAGGGAUAAAUUUGAAAAGAAAACUAAGCCCAAGUCGGUUUUAAAUGUCCACACUGGCGCUGGAAUGAGCUGUUACUUACCCGCACCAGCUGAAAUUCUGUUACCCAGAGUUCCAAACCAAAUACUGUGUGACGGGGAACAGGUCAUUUUCAUCACCAACAGCGCCGUUUACGGCGCUAGGCUCUUUAGCUUAGUAGUGGACAGUCCGGAAGACUAUGACGUGAGGGACAACUCCACAGUGGAAAUAAGACCCGGCGCUAAUGUCAAACUCGACCCCGCGCUCUACCAAUUCACACACCCGCACAAUAAAAAAAUGAAAUUACACACCGCUUUCAACACUCUCUCACACUCCAUCCUCUACGCCACCAAAUAACCCUUUCUCUCACAUUUUCACACUAAUUAUAUAAUUUUAAUAAUUUUAAUAAUAAUAAAAAUUUUAAUAAUAAUUUAAUAAUAAUAAU
Messenger RNA from Theileria parva strain Muguga, 4970 nucleotides. Its product is annotated as Regulator of chromosome condensation (RCC1) repeat family protein. The transcript is spliced from 13 exons. Gene Ontology annotation, molecular function: protein binding. Bases 317 to 4882 code for a protein of 1521 amino acids. The record is from RefSeq and is a predicted model, not a curated record. Lineage: Eukaryota; Apicomplexa; Aconoidasida; Piroplasmida; Theileriidae.